AUGGCUAGUGAGGAACAGGAAGACGAUGAGGGUAAGACGGAUGAUUUGGAAUUGGGUACCGUGCGACACAAAUAUACCAGUGCCUAUGUCACUUACUGUCGUUGUAAUACACGACUCCGUGAGCUUAUCGAAGAGCUCUCUGCCCCAAUUCAGGCUCCUAGAUCGGAGACGACGUCAGGUUUUGGUUUCAAGCUGCCGCCAUGUGAAAUUCCCAUUUUCGAUGGUAAUUACUCAUCGUGGCCCACUUUCCGGGAUAUAUUCGAGGCAGUUUGUAUUAGAAAUCCAAGGUUGAGUUCAGUGGAGAGACUUUUUCACUUGAGCCAGAAGACGAGGGGUGAAGCGAACGACAUUGUGGGUAAAGUGCCUCUGACGAAUGAGAAUUUCAAGGUGGCAUGGGCAAACCUCUGUUCGCGAUACGAGAACAGGAGGGUCCUAAUAAAUAUUCAGUUGAAGAGACUUUUCGGACUUACUGUCAUUACGGAUGAAACGGCAGUGGCACUCAAGGCUUUGCAGAGGGAUAUUAAUUCUUGCAUCGAAUUGUUGAGACUCUACGAGGUAGAGGUGGAGGAGUGGGAUGCAAUAUUCAUUUUCAUAUGUUCCAAUUGCUUACCUAACUCGACACUUACAUUGUGGGAGCAGACCUUAUGUGAUAAGACCAUAAUUCCGAAGUGGUCAAAAUUGGAUAAGUUUCUGACGGACCGACAUAGGACACUUGAAUCCGUGUCUGAGAUAAGGCGACAAUCUGAUUCGGUUGCUUCUACUUCUAGGCAGAAUCAGAGAGGGCCUUCAAGGCCCACUGGGGUGCGAAAUGGUGGUAAUGUCUGUGCAUUUCAAACUAAGGUCGGUACUGGCAAAUGUCAUCUUUGCCCCAAAGAGUCCCACGUCAUUCGCAAAUGUCCGAAGUUCUUGCAGAUGUCUCAGAGUCAGAGAUACGAUGCGAUAAAGAAAAAUAAUUUAUGCAUAAAUUGUUUUUCGAAGGUCCAUACCCUUAGAAAUUGCACUAGCAAAUUCUCCUGCUACAAGUGCAAUAAGAAGCACAACACACUCCUCCAUAAGGAGGGUUUGCCUUCGAAUUCAUCCACACAUAGUUCAACCCCACCUCCAAGUCCUAGUAACUCAUCCCAGCCAGGCACUUCGAAUUCAAUACAGUCCACUGAAUCUUCUUCAGGUAAUAUCAUCCAGUCAUGUUUUUCAUCGAAUUCUAGGGGUGUUUUAUUGGGCACGGCCCUGGUUACUGUAUGCCAUGGGGGUCUGGAGUUCGCCGCGAGGGCUUUGGUCGAUUCGGGUUCUGAGGGCACUCUCAUAUCCGAGAGACUUUUUAAUGUUAUGGGACUUCCGUUCAGGCGCACAAGUGCCCAGAUUUCUGGCUUGAAUAACUCCAUUUCAGCGUCUGUGCGAAAAGAAUGUACGUUUACUCUACGUUCUACUUUAAACGGUGAGUUCGAGCUAUCGGCGUCGGCUUUGGUAGUGCCCCACCUAGCGGGUGGUCUACCAUCAAGGACUUUGGAUCCGGGACUACUUUCUUCCCUUCCUGAUAUUCCUCUUGCAGACCCAUAUUUCUUCCGGAGUUCUAAGGUGGACUUGUUAUUGGGUGGAGAUCUGCUUCCUUCGAUAAUGCUAUCAGGAAUUCGGAGUCCGGUUUGUGGCUCCUUGAUGGCACAGGAGACAGUGUUUGGCUGGAUUCUCACAGGUCCGGUACCUGUCCAGUCAACGGGCUCCUUUUCCACUAUUGUUUCGUAUUUCUGUGAAAUCUCUUUAGAUAAAGAGAUUUCACGUUUUUGGGAGGUGGAGGAACUUCCCCGGAGGAGAUUCUUGUCUCCCUCGGAUCAAUUUUGUGAGGAUCUAUUCCUUCGUACCACCACACGUUCUGACGAUGGUCGAUACGUGGUUUCUCUUCCCUUUAAGGAGGAAUUUCCGAGUAAGGUCCACAUUGGGGAAUCCAGAAAUGGUUCCAUGGCACAAUUUUAUAAGAAUGAAGCCCGGCUUCUUCGAACUCCCGAGUUCAAGGCGGAAUAUGACGAUGUCCUUGAAGAAUAUGUUCGCCUUGAUCAUAUGAGGAUGGUUCCCCCUCCCUGUUCUAGGGAUUCCACAAGGUUUUAUUAUCUUCCCCACCAUGCGGUUAUAAAACCAGAAAGUACGACUACGAAGGUGAGAGUCGUAUUUAAUGCUUCAUCCUCCACUUCCAAUGGGACGAGUCUUAAUGACGUUCUAUAUCCGGGGCCGGUUCUACAGAAGGAUCUUACUAUCCUGAUUUUGAAAUGGAGAUUUUUUCAAUUUGUAUUCAAUGGCGACAUCUUGAAGAUGUAUCGCCAGAUUCUUGUGAAUCCAUCGCACGCUUCAUUUCAACGUAUUCUUUUCCGGAGAAGUCCAGAUCUACCUAUCCAGGAUUAUGAGCUUAGGACAGUUACAUUCGGUGUUAACUGUGCCCCUUAUUUGGCAAUCCGAACGCUUCUGCAAUUAGCAGAAGACGUUCAAUCCAUUUAUCCUCUCGCAAGCGAUAUACUUCGCAAUUCAAUGUACGUGGAUGAUGCUUUGGUAGGAGCACAUUCGGUUUCAGAUGCUAUUGGCGCACGGCUUCAGCUUGUUCAGGCUUUGAAAUCAGCAGGUUUUCAGAUGCGAAAGUGGACCUCGAAUUCCAGAGACAUUUUAUCCGACAUUCCUUCCGAGGAUCUACUACGCGAUGAUUUCCUUCAGUUUGAUGAUCGGAGCACCGCCAAGACGUUGGGCAUUCGCUGGAAUGCGAUGUCUGACUGUUUUUACUUUUCCAUACAGCCAUUUCCGGCUACAAAUGCCUUUUCUAAACGCGAGGUUCUAUCCCAAAUCUCCAAACUUUUCGACCCAGCAGGAUGGCUUUCGCCAUGCAUUAUUAUUGCAAAAAUAAUUAUGCAACAAAUCUGGAUGGAAAAGACUGACUGGGACGAAAUUAUUUCUCCAUCGACUCUGUCCCAAUGGAGGUUGUUUCUGGACAAUUAUCUGUUAAUCAACCAGAUAAGAGUUCCUCGGUGGUUCCAAUAUAUUCCGAAUUCUAAGAUCCAAUUCCAUGGGUUCUGCGAUGCCUCUGAAAAGGCAUAUGCAGCUGUUCUUUACGUUCGUAUUGAGGUGAACGAUUCCAUUGCCACCAAUCUGGUGUUAUCCAAGACCAGAGUUGCGCCAAUCAAAACCCUUUCUAUCCCACGCUUAGAAUUGUGUGGUGCAGCAUUACUCGCCGAUAUGAUUGACGGCAUUAUACCCCAGUUGAAUGUCGAUUCGUAUUCUAUAUACUGUUGGACGGACUCCACAAUCGUGCUUUCGUGGCUGUCCAAACCUCCAUGCUAUUGGGCGACGUUUGUGGCCAAUCGGGUAUCCAAAAUCGUCGAGGUUAUUAGUCCUUCCAAUUGGAGUCAUGUGACCUCCGAAUGUAACCCAGCCGAUUUGGCAAGCAGGGGUGUAUAUCCUAGGGAUCUGCUUGAAAGCCGAUUAUGGUGGAAGGGGCCGCAGUGGCUGAUGGAAUCAUGCGAUUCAUGGCCCGUGACGGGCCAUGUGCCCUCAGAGAUUAUUGAGAUCGAGAGGAAAUCUCUGAAGGUUAAUUUUACCUAUUUUAACCACUUUGAGGAUAUUCUAGACAGAUUUUCUUCUUUCUCUAGAGCCUUACGAGUCGUGUCAUACAUAUACCGUUUUUAUUUUAGGACACACUCGAAGUACCGCUCAGAUUUUCGUGCUGAUUCCAGAGUUUUAUCAAAUUCCGAGGUAACAAUGACUCGGGACCGAUUGAUUGCCAUGAGUCAGAAGGCAUUCUAUCCAAGGGAAUACUUGUCCUUGUCAUUAAAAAAUCCCAUUUUGAAAUCAAGUUCGCUUUUGAAUUUAAAUCCAUUUUGCGAUUCUGAAGGUGUUUUACGGAUUUGUGGUCGGCUUACUUCUUCUCCAUUCUUAACGUAUAAUGAAAGACAUCCGGUUAUACUGCCAUAUAAUUGUCAAUUCUCCCGUCUAUUGGUUCGUUUUGUCCACGAAAUUUCCCUCCAUGGCGGCAAUCAACUGGUUCUAAGGUUGAUCCGUAUGCAGUAUUGGAUUCCAAAAGUUAAGAACUUGAUAAAGACGGUUAUAAACAAAUGUAAGCCUUGUAUCCUCUAUAGGCGUAGAUGUCAGACCCAACUCAUGUCAGCUCUCCCUCCAGAGAGAGCUGAAAUUUCACGUCCAUUUGUUCACACAGGCCUGGACUUUGCCGGACCAUUCGACAUUAAAUAUUAUGGAGGAAGAGGUUGCCGCAUGACCAAGGGUUAUGUAUGUGUGUUUGUCUGCUUUUCCACCAAGGCAAUACACCUUGAAGCCACUUCAGACCUCUCCACAUCUGCCUUUCUAGCUGCCUUCAGUCGUUUCAUUGCUCGUAGGGGAUGUCCCUUACACAUUCAUUCUGAUAACGGCACAACGUUUGUUGGCGCCUCGAGAUCCUUGGCUAAGGAAUUUAUCCGAUCUUCCCAAGAAGCAAUCCUAUCGGGCUAUGCCCACCAGAAUAUAUCCUGGCAUUUUAUUCCACCUGGGGCCCCCCAUAUGGGAGGCCUUUGGGAAGCUGGAGUAAAAAGUUUUAAACUUCACUUCCGGAAAGUUGCUGGAAACGUAAAAUACACUUUCGAGGAAUUCCAAACGCUUUUGUCCAAAAUAGAAUCUUGCCUCAAUUCUCGUCCACUGUCGCCUAUGUCCCAAAGUCCAUCCGACUUUGACGCUCUUACGCCAGGACACUUUCUUAUAGGUUCGCCCAUUUUGGCACCUAUAGAUCCGAAUGUUCGUGAAGCUCCUAUGUCUUUGCUAAAUCGUUGGCAGAGACUCCAAUCAAUUCAUCAGCACUUUUGUGCCCGAUGGAAAGAUGAGUAUUUAAAAGAGCUUCAUAAACGCCACAAGUGGCAACGGCCGACAGAGAAUUUAGAAGAAAACAUGUUGGUAGUCGUAAGAGACGAAAACACACCGCCAAACACUUGGCGUCUAGGCAGGAUUUCGAAGAUAUAUUUUGGUAGCGAUCGUAGAGUCCGCGUUGCCGAUGUAGUCACUGAAAAGGGCGUUAUUACAAGACCGAUUACAAAAUUGGUUAUCCUUCCAUCGGAAAGCACUUAA
Molecule: messenger RNA, 5082 nt
Organism: Stomoxys calcitrans (stable fly)
Lineage: Eukaryota; Metazoa; Arthropoda; Insecta; Diptera; Muscidae
Exons: 1
Coding region: 1-5082 (1693 amino acids)
Biological process (GO): proteolysis; DNA integration
Molecular function (GO): zinc ion binding; nucleic acid binding; aspartic-type endopeptidase activity
Source: RefSeq, a predicted model, not a curated record